AUGAUGGCCGAGCAGUUGCUGAUGGAGCUGAAAUCGAAGCGUCCAAAAAUGUGGAUGAUGGUUACCAACGGGGAAGGUGCCUUGGUACACAGAUCCCUUGUGAAGAUGUGCAAAGCAGAAGGUUUGUCGCAAGGUGAAAACGAUGACACUGUGUUGUUGCGAGCCUUACUGGAGGCCCAUGGAAAGGGUUCGAAUCCGGGAGGCUACUCCAAAAAGGGGUCGGACGUGCCAGGAAGCAGUUUGGAUGAGGCUUUCCUGGAAGGUGAGUUUAAAGCCCUAUGCACAUUACAUGGUGCGAGUGAACUCUCCUUUGACCAGUGUAUGUCGUGGGACUGGAUCGCGCAUCAAGUUGGUGUUACUAUUACCAAAGAUGCGACUGGGGAGAUUUGGCGACGGGUGGUGGGCACUCGUGAAGCAGCGUGUGAAACCGAUUUCGUCGCUUUGGCUCGUGCACUGCAAGCUGAAUCGGAGACUGCGACAACAAUUCAGUCCUUCAUGCGUGGAUGCGCAGGGAGAGUCAAGGCCCACUCUCAAGCACGGGACGCAGCUGAGACUGCUCAAAAGAGUCGCUGCUCAGCAGAGAUGAAACUUGCUCCCUACAAUCCCACCCCAAGUUGCGCUGUUCGGCAGGCUUUAGAUGCGUUGUCUGUUGGACCUGAAGAUGUGCUGUACGACUUGGGAUGUGGUGAUGGACGUUUGUUGAUUGCAGCUGCUCAACGAGGUGCCAAAGCCGUGGGCGUUGAAUACGAUGCUCGCUUUGUGGAGAAAGCUGAUGGUGCAAUCCGACAACUGGAGCUUUCAGAUUUCGCCACAGUGAUGUGUGGUGAUGCCUUUGCCACCGAUUUGGUGCCAGCUUCCAAGAUCUUCGUGUAUCUGGUGCCGGAUGGAUUGAGAAAACUGGAGCCGUCUCUAAAUGCAGCGUUGAAACGAGGAACGCCCAUUGCUAGCUACAUGUUUUCGAUUCCGGGUUGGUCUCCUGAUGAAGUGCUUACAGCAGAGACGCGUUCCUCAGAGUGCAAAGUUUGGAUUUACAAAACUGCCAGCUGCCUAGCAAAAUAACAUUGGUGCCUGCAGUUGCAGGAUGUUUGAUGUUUGUAGAAGUUUGACAAUUUUUAAUUUGUCCAUGUUUGUCCUAUUUCAACAUGUUCUGAUGUAUCUUGUAGAUAGGUUUGGGACGGUUUGGGAAUGUCUUAUCCAAAGUGGUGCGCAUUUCCAGCAGAUGUUCAGUCUCCCAUGCUGUUUCAAUAGCAGCCCACGGAGAUCACAG
Cladocopium goreaui is the source of this 1267-nucleotide messenger RNA. NCBI's taxonomy places the organism in Eukaryota, Dinophyceae, Suessiales, Symbiodiniaceae. The record is from the annotation of a GenBank genome assembly.